Messenger RNA from Pipistrellus kuhlii (Kuhl's pipistrelle), 1440 nucleotides. Its product is annotated as spindlin interactor and repressor of chromatin-binding protein-like. Gene Ontology annotation, biological process: negative regulation of DNA-templated transcription. NCBI's taxonomy places the organism in Eukaryota, Metazoa, Chordata, Mammalia, Chiroptera, Vespertilionidae. The record is from RefSeq and is a predicted model, not a curated record.
CGGGCCGGUCCUGCGGAGCCCGGCCGCGCCAUGGCGCUCAAGGCCGAGGGUGCCGCGCUGGACUGCUUCGAGGUGACGCUCAAAUGUGAGGAGGCGGAGGACGAGGACGAGGACGAGGCCGUGGUGGUGGCCGUGAUCCCGCGGCCCGAGCCGAUGCUGCGAGUGGCUCAGCAGGAGAAGACCCCGCCGCCCAGGCCCUGCCUGCUGGAUGCGGGCGGCGGUGGCUGUGAGGAGCCCAGGCUGCAGAUGACGUGGGAGCAGGAGUUCCUGGUGGGGAGCAGCCCGGAAGGCAGCGGGCGGGCGCUGUGCAUGGUGUGCGGGGCUGAGAUCCCGUUCCCCUCGGCGGACACGGCGCCCGCGCACAUCCUGGAGCAGCACCCUCACACCCUGGACCUGAGCCCUUCGGAGAAGAGCAACAUCCUGGAGGCCUGGAGCGAGGGCGUGGCCCUUUUGCAAGACGUCAGCGCUGAGCAGCCAUCCCCACCCGACUCAGACUCGGCCCAGGAUGUCAGUGCAGACCCGGAUCCUGCCCCGGACCCUGCCCGAGUGCCAGCAGAGAUUGUCGUUCUCCUCGACUCGGAGGACAGCACCGUCCUCCCGAGAAGGACCCGGCCCCGGUGACUCCGCCCGCUUGAGCUUCCAGUCGCCCCUGCCACAGAGCCAGUAAGUAAGAAGUCUCGGAGUCAGAGGUGGAAGGAGCCCCCUGAGGAAGAGCCAGCCAGAAAGAAGAGAAGCAGAUCCGUGACCAAAAACCCAGACCCAGACCCGGACUCAGACCCCUUGUCGCCUGACUCACCCACAGAGGCUUUCACAGCGCCCCCCGAGGUCCGACACUUCACCGACGGCAGCUUCCCUCCCGGCUUCGUCCUGCAGCUCUUCUCCCACACCCAGCUGAGGGCCGCGGGCGGCAAGGGCCCCGGGGCGGGGCCGGCGGCCGAAGGAGGCCUCCCCCCGCUGGAGAGCCCCUCUCCAGGUCCCCCUUCCGGCCUUCACGGGACGCUGGAUCUCCAGGUCAUCCGCGUGGAGGAGGAGUCCCCGGCGGUCAGCCGCCUGCAGGAUUGGUCCAGACAUCCCCAGGGCAACAGGGCUGUGGGAGCAGGAAGGAAGGAAUGAUGCUGGAAAUCAGGUUCUGAAGCCGGGAUGUGAAUUAUUGCAGUUGAUUCCUCUUCAUCCUUUCACUCAUGUGACUGUUUACAUUAUGCCGAUGUGCUUUUACACAACGUGGCUGUGUUGCUGGAUGUUCGCAAUCGAGAAAACGUAGAUACGAGCUCUUUGUAGAAUCGUGGAGCUGAGUGCACCUUCACCACUGUUGACGUGAUUCGUGGUUUGACCCACUAGGCUGUGAGCCCCUUCGGGGCAGGGGCUAGUUUGCAGUGACUUUGUUUCCUUAGAGCCCUGCAUAGGGCCUGGCACAUAGUAGGUGCUCAAUAAAUGUUUGUC